Messenger RNA from Rhizophagus irregularis DAOM 181602=DAOM 197198, 1457 nucleotides. RefSeq lists its product as uncharacterized. NCBI's taxonomy places the organism in Eukaryota, Fungi, Glomeromycota, Glomeromycetes, Glomerales, Glomeraceae. The record is from RefSeq and is a predicted model, not a curated record. Gene Ontology annotation, molecular function: hydrolase activity.
UGAGAUUGUUUAUAGACGACUUAAAGAAAUAAUUGUAAUUACUAAUAAAUAACUUAUAUGACUCUUUAGGGAAAAAAAAAAUAGAGCGGAAGAUCAGGGGCUUUCGUGUUAAAUUGGUCGAAUAGAAUUCAAAUUGUAAUAACCUUGUUUCUAAAAAUACAGAUGAUUUUCUUCUUCAAGGUUAUUAAAGUUAUCGGCUCAUUCUAUUCGUGGAUUAGACUUAUCACGAUAAAUAUAUAUAAACCCGCGAUAAUUAUCUUUUUUCAACAAAUUUCACGAUGCCAAAAAACGUCGGAUGUUUAUCAGUUCUAAACGAUUUAUAUACAUUAAUUCUGGGUGAUGAUUUAAGAGAAAGAUCCAGACUAGUAAAUUCGAAUGAGAAAGUUGAAAUUAAUCAUGGCCCUACAUUAGUGAUUCAUGGUGGUGCAGGAACCAUUGUCCGUGAAAAUUAUUCUGUACAAAAGGAAUAUCUCGAUGCACUAAAAGAAUCUUUAAUGGCAGGUCAUAGAAUUUUACUAAGUGGAGGAAAUUCAAUUGACGCUGUAGAAGCUGCAGUUAGGAUAAUGGAAGAUUGUCCUCUCUUUAAUGCUGGCAAAGGAUCUGUCUUUACAAUCGGUGGAAAGAAUGAACUUGAAUCUUCAAUUAUGAUUGGAACUUCCAAUCAUCCAGCCGGUGCAAGCACUUUAUUACAUACAGUAAAGAAUCCGAUUACUUUAGCUAAAACACUCUUACUUGAUCCAGAGAAUCCACAUGUAUUUCUUGGUGGUAUAGUGGCUGAAGAGUAUGCUGAAAAGAAAGGAUUAGAAAUUGUUGACCCUAGUUACUUUUGGACAAAAAAGAGAUGGAAACAGCAUUUGGAAGGAUUGGAAAAAGAUAACAAUAAUUAUUUGGAAAUGGACUCAUCACCAUACCCUAUGGGAACUGUUGGAGCUGUUGCUGUUGAUAAGAAUGGGAUCAUUGCUACAGCUACUUCUACAGGUGGAAUGAAUAAUAAGAAAGAUGGCCGAAUAGGAGACACACCAUUGAUAGCGUGUGGUACUUGGGCAGAUAAUGAAACUUGUGGUGUUAGUGGAACCGGUAAUGGAGAGUUUUUUAUUAGAUAUGGUAUUGCUCAAGAUGUAUCAUCCAGAAUGCGCUAUCUUGGUGAGAGUGUAGAUGAAGCGGCUUAUAAUGUUAUUAAAAAUCUUGGAAAAGUUGGGGGUGGUGGAGGAGUAAUUGCGUUAGACAAAUAUGGCAAAGUUGCGAUGCCGUUUAAUACAAGUGGAAUGUAUAGAGGAUAUAUCAGAGUAUCCGAUGGUAUACCAAAUGUUUAUAUCUGACAUUUUACAUACAUUCCUUUUCAAAACCUGAAGUGUUAUUUUUAAUGCAUAUAUAAAUAUAAUAUUAUCAGACGGGACAUAUUGUGUUACCUUACGUAGAAGUAUAUUAAUAAAUUAUUACAAAAUUAUGUCUUUAAA